Molecule: messenger RNA, 429 nt
Organism: Pocillopora meandrina
Lineage: Eukaryota; Metazoa; Cnidaria; Anthozoa; Scleractinia; Pocilloporidae
Source: the annotation of a GenBank genome assembly
AUGGCAAUUAAGAAGACAUUGUGCUUCACCUUGGUUGUACUUGCCUUAACAUGUCCGGAUGAGAUCUCUGGAGGUAUUUAUCAAUGCAGUUUAAAUGACAUUUCCUUGCAUGAAAACUAACAACCUUUUCUAAUACAAAAUUUUUAAAUGCCAGGCGCAUAUUUCUAACGAUUCGUUCCACUCUAUCCUAAAAAUCAAAUUUAUUCACAUCACUUGUGCUUUACUUUUGAUUGUUCCUCCUCAGAUAAUUUUACAAAAGCAAAUGGACCUCCCGUGUGUUUUGGUGCAAGAGAUACACAAGUGGAAAAGUUUGUAGUUCCUGUAGAUGGCAAAAUGGGAGGCGUAAGGCUGGUCCACCUGUACGGCUACGUGUCUUGUCACACGCCUGGUCACCCUGUGGUUGUGGUUAUGAAGCGUACCAGGAGAUAA